CCACACGUCCGUGUCAUUGUCAUGGACUUGCGACUCGCAGCGCAUGGUCUGCAUCUGUCUGCAGCAACGCGCAUCUAUUUUGUGCAGCAAGUCUGGUCGAGAGCAAUCGAAUCACAGGCCAUCAAGCGUGCGCAUCGUAUUGGACAGACUCGCGAAGUCUUUGUAGAGACACUGGUGCUGCACGGCACGGUGGAGGAAGCCAUGACGCGACGACGUGAUUCAGUCGCACAG
Protomyces lactucae-debilis is the source of this 231-nucleotide messenger RNA. RefSeq lists its product as uncharacterized. The transcript has a single exon. The annotation marks the transcript as partial. The record is from RefSeq and is a predicted model, not a curated record. NCBI's taxonomy places the organism in Eukaryota, Fungi, Ascomycota, Taphrinomycetes, Taphrinales, Protomycetaceae.